AUGCCUCCACUAACACAGCACGAUGUCUUCGAGAUGAUCCAGGACAAAGCCAAGCGUAAGAAAGACGAAGGUACAAUACUGACCAAGGCCGACAUUAUUGAACAUCUGAAGGAGUUAUACAGUCGGUAUCUGAGAGAUCGGUUAUACUUUUAUGCUCAAGACCAAGAUGGUCUACCAAUUUGCAGAGUACCUACAUACCUAGCUGAUAACAAGACCUACUACUCCGUUGCUUGGGAAAACGUUUUUCGUGUCGAAGACUGGCAAAGCCAACCCAGGCCGACAGACUUCAUAGGCAAUGUCUGGCCGCCAAAGGUGAUUGAAGAUCUCAUUGGGAAUGUCGAAGAGACUGAGUACGCAGUUAUGAAAUGUUACGUAUGUAAAGAAGUAGGAAAAGCCUUCUGCACAUGUGGAUGCAAGUCUUGGAGAGAUUACUGGCUCGCCUGUCUAUUGUUACGGAGAGCCGGUGCCCGCGGCUACGGCAUUUUUGCACGCGAAGCGAUUCAAGGCUCAACCAUCGUAGGAGAGUAUACAGGCCGUAUCAAACCAGUCAAACCCAACGAGGAAGAUGGAGAGGAUGCUUACUGUGUACCGAUCUCGAUUGGACGACGAGUUUCAAUGCGGUUUGGAAUGGAACGCCGCGUAAUCUACGUGGUGACAACACGCGACAUUGACAUCGACCAAGAGCUAACGAUAGACUAUGGUCCAGAGUGGCUUGUUGGCGACUGCCUUUGUGGCAGUAUUGGCUGCAAAAACCCACCAAAGAGUCCUAAGCUACUCGAUACGCCCGUAAAAGUUCUUAGUGACGAUCAGGCCACAGAUGAGGAUGAGGAAGACUCCUAUUCGGAUGCCUGGGAUACGAGCUACAGGUCUUCUGACCCUGAAUACGAAGAAGACUCGGAUUGCGAGAAGCAUCGAAAGAGAAAGGGAAGAACUCACUAA
Molecule: messenger RNA, 939 nt
Organism: Alternaria arborescens
Lineage: Eukaryota; Fungi; Ascomycota; Dothideomycetes; Pleosporales; Pleosporaceae
Exons: 2
Coding region: 1-939 (312 amino acids)
Source: RefSeq, a predicted model, not a curated record